Messenger RNA from Sabethes cyaneus, 2264 nucleotides. RefSeq names its product neprilysin-2-like. The transcript has 6 exons. The record is from RefSeq and is a predicted model, not a curated record. The coding region runs from base 12 to 2225 and encodes 737 amino acids. Lineage: Eukaryota; Metazoa; Arthropoda; Insecta; Diptera; Culicidae. Gene Ontology annotation, biological process: protein processing. Gene Ontology annotation, cellular component: plasma membrane. Gene Ontology annotation, molecular function: metalloendopeptidase activity.
GUAUAAGUAUAAUGUGUGCAAGUACUGUCGCCGUGCUGCUGGUGUCACUAUUUUUCGUGCUGAUCAAUUGUCGUGCCACAGAAUCAUUUGAUGCACUAUCGCCAGAAGCUCUAACAAGCUCGCAGACUGUGAAAGGUAACUUCAUCAAUCUUCGUGCGAAACGGUCUGCAGAACGGUAUUGUCUUACUCCAGGAUGCAUUCACUCAGCUUCAAAAAUCUUAAAACGGAUGGACCUUAGUGUAAAUCCAUGUGAUGAUUUCUACGCAUACGCCUGCGGUCAGUUUGUGAACGAAACCAAUAUUCCCGACGACAAGGUCGCGAUUAACACUUUUUCACUCAUGAGAGACCAGCUUAAGCAACAGUUGCGAUCCCUUGUAAGUGAAGAAGUCGAUACUCAUGAAGCAAAUCCAUUCAAAAUAGUCAGGCAAUUGUUCAGAAAAUGCAUAAAUAAGGCCUAUAUUGAAGAUAUCGGCACUGCGCCUUUGUUGGACAUUUUGGACCGCAUGGGCGGCUGGCCAGUACUGAAAGGGGGAGGAUGGAAAGCUGACUCUUGGUCGUGGGAGAAGUCGGUUGAAAAAUGUCGUCAACAUGGAUACAGUGUUAACUACAUUAUGUCAUUUUCUGUUGGCAGCGAUUCGAAAAAUACCUCUUACAGAACCAUUCAGGUGGAUCAAGCUAGUUUGAGUGUUAAUCGUGAAUAUCUCAUUAAAGGACUAAGCCAUCCAAUCGUAUCUGCCUACUACAACUAUAUGGUCGACAUCGCUGUCCUACUGGGUGCAAAUGAAAAUCGUGCUAAACAUGAACUUCUGGAAGCACUCGAAUUUCAAAUUGCACUAGCGAAUAUUUCAUUGCCGAAAGAACAACGCCGUAACAUCACAAUCCUGUACAAUCCUAUGACAAUAAGAGAUUUUCAGCAUACAUAUCCAUACACCAACUGGACCCUAUACUUCAACACAAUUUUGCAAGGUACGGGGCUAUCCUUGGGAGAACAAGAAAUAAUCAAUGUCGACGUCCCGUCGUACAUGGACCAGCUGGGACCACUACUCCAAAGAACCUCAAAAAGAACUUUGGCAAACUAUGUGAUGUGGCGAGUAAGUGUAUCUUCGAUAUUUGCUCUUACGGAUGUCCUUCGUAAGCGACAGUUGAAAUACAGUACAGUGGUCACGGGGAAGCAAGAUCUGGAGCCACGAUGGAAGGAAUGUGUAGAUAUUGUAGCCGAUGGCCUGCCUAUCUCGGUUGGGGCUCUGUAUAUUAAGAAACAUUUUAGAGAAGAAUCAAAACUUACCGCCUUGGACAUGGUUAGUGACAUAAAGGCGGCAUUCGUUGAUAUACUGCGGAAAGUGGAUUGGAUGGACGAAAUUACACGUCAGUCUGCACUAGACAAAGUAGCAUCGAUGGUCACCCACAUUGGUUAUCCCGAUGAGCUGUUGGAUAUUGCCAAAAUAACAGAGUAUUACCAAGACCUGCAGUUUGAUUCGAACGACAAUUAUUUGCAAACCAUACUUCAUUUGAACAAAUUUCAUGCCACCAAAGCAUUCCAAAAGCUUCGCCUGCCAGUUAACAAAACCGACUGGAUACGACAUUCCAGACCAGCAAUCGUGAAUGCAUUCUACUCUCCUGUUGAAAAUAGUAUUCAGUUCCCAGCUGGCAUCCUGCAGGGUCACUUCUUCGCCUACGAUCGUCCAAAAUAUUUAAACUACGGAGCCAUUGGCUGGGUUAUAGGACAUGAAAUUACGCAUGGAUUUGACGAUAAAGGUAGACAGUUUGACAAAAAUGGAAAUCUACAUGAUUGGUGGCAGCCGAGUACUAAAAAAGCGUAUUUAGAAAAGGCACGGUGUAUUAUUGAACAAUACGGAAAUUACAUGGAGCCAAGCGUAAAACUAAACCUAAACGGUGUCAGUACUCAAGGAGAGAAUAUUGCUGAUAACGGUGGCAUCAAGGAAGCAUACCAUGCCUACCAAAAGUGGACAAGAAAGUAUGGAGCAGAACCGCAACUUCCGGGACUAGAAUUGCGUCCGGAGCAAAUGUUUUGGAUAUCGGCUGCCCAAACGUGGUGUUCGGUGUAUCGGCCGGAAACUUUAAGCAAGAGAAUAACUACCGGUGUUCACGCACCGGGUCGAUUUCGAGUGACCGGUCCUUUCAGUAAUAUGGUUGAGUUCGCGAAGGAUUUUCACUGCCCUACAGGAGCGCAGAUGAAUCCAGCGCAAAAGUGCGAAGUUUGGUGAAUGAGAGAGAAAUUAGAUAGACAUUUUGUAUUAGUACGG